AUGUGCCAAGAGCAUUGGAGAAGUGAAGCUGAGACUGAGGUGAGAGUAGUGGUUGAGCUUCUAGAGGAUGGAGUCGACCCGAAUAUUCGUGAUGUGAAUGGUGUUACACCGCUGAUACUUGCCUCCAUACGUGGAAUCGUGGAUGUUGCCGCCACUCUGAUCCAAGCAGGGGCUGAUGUCAAUUCGGCGGACAAUGUCGGCGCAACUCCGAUAUUUGGCGCCACCCUUCAUGACCAGGAAGAGGUGGUCAAGCUUCUACUCACGCAAGAGACAGCUGAUGUGAAUUUGAGAAUCAAUGGAUAUACACCAUUGAUGGUAGCUGCACAAAACAAAUUUCUCGGCAUUCUUAAUGCGCUCCUACAUACGUUGAGGUGGUCUCUAGAAGUGAAGUGA
Messenger RNA from Penicillium taxi, 393 nucleotides. Its product is annotated as ankyrin repeat domain-containing protein. NCBI's taxonomy places the organism in Eukaryota, Fungi, Ascomycota, Eurotiomycetes, Eurotiales, Aspergillaceae. The coding region runs from base 1 to 393 and encodes 130 amino acids. The transcript is spliced from 2 exons. The record is from RefSeq and is a predicted model, not a curated record. Gene Ontology annotation, molecular function: protein binding.